CAUGAAUGAGGAAAUGAGGCCCUGUCACGAGGUGGUGUGGAAAGAAGGCAAGCACAAUAAAGCUGGUGACACAAUUCCGGUGUGGUUUUGCAACGAAACUACGAGUCACAGUCAGACAGGAAGAGGAGGUGUCAGAAAGGGGAGGAGCUACAAGGCCCACCAAGUGUCAAAGUAGUUGAGUGUGAUGGCGAUGAUGGAAGACUUCAUGGAGAGCGCGGUGGUGCAGUGGGUGCAGCUCUUUGAGAAGAUGGUGGCAGCAGAGAAAGGUGUUCCAGUCUACAUGGAAGGUUCCCACGAGGCCAAGAACUGCUACCUCAGGCUGACCAAUGGCAUUUUCCUCAACGAGGUCAUGAGGAUCAUAGACCCCAACCCCAGGGUGGAGAGGCUGCAUGACAGCCAGACAGACGACUGCAUGCAGCGCAUCCAGAACUUCUCCAUUUUGAAUCGACACCUCAGAGCCUUCUACCAGGAGGACCUCCAGCAGUUAAUACUGAUGCCUCUCCCCAACGUGGCCAUCCUAGGGCAGGACCCUCUCACAGAGGCCGCCGGGGAAGAGCUGAGACGCUUGCUGCUGCUGCUACUAGGAUGUGCCGUGCAGUGUGAACACAAAGAGACCUUCAUCCAGCAGAUCCAGUCCCUGGACUUUGACACUCAGGCUGAGCUGGCCAGCUGUAUUCAACAGGUGACUCAGGACCCUCGCUCUGUGCUGCCGCUCCAGUGGGAGGAGCUGCUGGAGGUGGAGGGUGCAGAUCUCAAGCUGGUGUUUAGCUCCAUGGCUAAACACAUCCAGAGCAUGCUGGCCCAGAGAGACACACACCUGGAGCGCCUGGCAGAGCUGCGUCGGGAGCGAGAGGCCCACACUGACUCGCCUCUGGGCGUUCACAGUGAGGAGCCGCUCCAAGGUCUGGCACUGCAGCUGGCAGACAGCAAGGCCAGAGUGCGUCGCCUGAAACAACAACUGGAUGACAAAGGUGAUCAAUUGUUGGACUACAAGCAGGAGAUUCACAUGAUGGAGGAAGAGAUCAAAAAGCUGCAGAAAAAGAGCCGCUGCCUGCAGAACGAGGCGAGGGUCAUGCGGGCCAUGCGGGACGAGCUGGAUUGUGUUCGUGAGCGAGCUGCACGGGCCGAGCAUCUCCAACAUGAAGUCCAGAGCUGCAAACAGCGGCUGCACGGCCUGGAGAUGACACGCACUCAGCUCAAGGAGCAGCAUCAGCUGUGUGCAGCACUGCAGGAGACCAAAGGUCUUCUGGAAGGCCAGCUGGCCGACGCCAGGGCGCGAUGCUCCUCACUGAGGGAGCUGGAGAAGGACAACCUUCUGCUGCGUCAGCGGAUGGCGGACGUAGAAGCGGAGCGUGACACGGAGAGGCAGCGCGUUGACGAGCUGCUGGAGAUGAACAUAAGCCUGGAGGCGGACCUGCGGCAGUGCGGCGGCAGCGGCGGAGGCUUCGGCGCUCUUUCUCACCGCCGCUUCCUCCAAUCAGCGGAGGACUCCGACGAGGAGCUGAGGGAGCUGAUUGACCACAAGCCGCUGAGCGUGGAAGUGGGCGAGGCGUCGGCGCUGAGGCUGCUGGGAGCCGAGCAGGAGAACCAGCAGCUUCGGAGACGUUUGGAGGAGCUGCAGGCCCAGCAGGAGUUCCACAACUUGAAGAACGAGAACGCCACCUUGACGCGGCAGCUGGAAGAGCUGCGAGCCAAGCAGGAGGACGUCCAGAGGGGGGUCCAGGGAUCCGAAUCCCGCAGGGGCGAGGGGGAAGGAAUGGUGAGGUUGAUGGAGGAGAAGGAGCGACGGCAGGAAACGGUUGUGACUCAGAGGGAAGCGGGGGUCGGGGAAGAGGUUCUCCACGUCGGAGGGAAAGCGGGUGAGGAGAUCCUGCCCAAAGGUAGAGAAGAAGCAGAGGGGGACCAGGUAGACGUGCAAAAGGUGGAGGCACCACCAGACAUCCACCAACAGCCGGAAGAUGGAGAACCCCGUGAAGAACCCCCAGCUGCAGACCAGGCUGUCGGCCGUCUUUCCGACUCUCUCCAUGAGGCCCAGAGGGAGGCUGACCGGCAGGCGCUGGUGGCCCAGGACCUGCGCUCCGAGCUGGCCGUGCAGAGCAGGAAGACUUGGGAGGCUGAGCAGAGGCUGGCGCUCCUGGAGGCUGAGAUGCAACACCUGAGGAACGCCGCAGACGACCUCCAGGAGGCCCGCAGGCGGAUGGAGGUGCUGCAGUCAGAGGCUCAGGUAGCGGAGGAGGAGUUGACUCGACUGCGUAGCCAAGCAGAACUUCACAGCAUGCAGACAACACUCAUUGCCAGCCUGGAGGGCGAGCGGGCGGCACUGGAGAGAGACCGGGACACCCUGCGCACCUCCCUGGACGCUCUGCGCACCACCCAGCGCAAGAGCGAGCAGUUAGCGCUGACCGCUCAGACCCUCAAGGCCGAGCUGGAUCGCCAGGGCCGCACUUUGGAGACCCUUCGCCGUCGAGAGGAGGAGCUGGAGGCGGAGCUGCGUGACGCCGCCCUGGAGGCCCAGUCGGCGGCCCGGGCGCGGGACCAGGCGCUGCUGGACGUGCGGCGCCUGGAGCAGGACAAAGAGGCGUGGCAGACGGAGCUGGACGGCGUGCGGAGGGACGGCAGGCAGCGGGAGAGGGAGGCGGCCAGGCUGAGGCAGCAGCUGGAGAGCACCAACGCCGCGCUGGAGCAUAGCAACCAGCGAGCGCGGGCUUUGGAGGCUGAUCACAGGUGUGUGUGUCAGCAGCUGUCCGAGUCCAAGGAGCACUGCGCUGGGCUACAAGACCUGGAGAGUGAGCUGGGCACUCGAUUGGGCGAGCUGGAGGCGAGUCAUCAGCAGGCGCAGGAGCAGUAUGCAGAUGCACAGGCCAGGAUUAGGUCACUAAUGCAGGAUCUGUCCAGCGAGCAGACUUGUUCUCACAAUCUUUCCUCUGAAGUCCAACGUCUAAACCAGGAUCUCCAAAAAGCUCAAAAUGAACUAAAAAGUGCAACGGACACCCUCAAGCGACCACGGGAGUCGACCACACGCUCUCUGGACGAAAGCGGACCUCGUCUCCAGUUGGGAACGAAAAGGGAUUGUAGUCCAAAUUCGGAGCCUUCAAGCAUGGAUGCCUCUCAGUCCCCUGAAGACCACACAAGUCAGGACCUGGCUGUGACCGCCCAGGAGUCCACAGAGAGCCCGCUCAGUCCCAGGUGGUUAGAGCUGGAAAAAGAGAGAGCCGUGGCGCAGGCAGGACAGGAGGCGUUGUUGUCUCGCCUGUGCCAGUCCCAGGAGGCCUGCCAGCACCUGAGGGAGCAGCUGGAGGCGCUGCGUCGACACUCGCUCGGCCUGCAGGACUCGUGUACGCGCCUGCAGACGCUCAACACUCAGCUACAGGUGGAACAAGCCACUCUGAACUCCCAGCAUGCAGCGGCGCUGGCGCGCUCCGGCGAGAGCGAGGCCAGGUGUGCGGCGCUGCGGGCCGAGUCCGAGGUGUGGUCACGGGAGCGGGAGGAGUCGGCGGCCAGGACGGAGGCCCUGAGGCGGGACCACGAGAGGAUGAUGGCGCUGCAGCAGCGUCAGGAGGCGGAGCUCGAGGAACUCCUGGACAAACACUCCCGCUUACGCGGCGUCCACCGCAGCCUGGAGGCGCUGCACAGAGAACUGGAGGGCAGCCACAAAGAGCUGCUGGACGCUAAGAGCCAGCUGGAGGAGAGAGAGCGAGAGAUGAAAAGGGCGAGAGAGGAGAUGGAAGCUGAAGCCCAGCACAGAUUGGAAAGCGAGCGAGAGCUGGAGAGGCUGAAGGAAGACGGCGAGAGGCUGCAGGCCCAGCAGAAGGAUCUGGUGGCGUCGCAGGCAGAACUGCUGGCUCAGGGCUCCAUGCUGAGAGGAGAGCUCAGCUCCUCCCAGCUGGAGAGGACUCGUCUGGAGGGCGAGCUCAGCACCUUGAGGGAAGCCAACCAAAGUCUGGACCUCAGCAACGCCCGCCUCACCAGCCAGUACCAGCUGCUGAGCCAGCUGAAGGGGAACAUGGAGGAGGAGAACCGACAUUUAGCCGAGCAGAACCGCAGCCUGCUGGCGGAAAACCGGGCCUUACUGGAGCAGAGCCUGGAGCGCCGUGACCAGCACUAUACUCAGCAGAAGGAAUAUCAGGAGAAGCUGAGCGAGCUGCGUAGAGAGAAGCAGAAGCUGGUGGAGAAGAUCAUGGACCAGUACAGAGUUCUGGAGCCCAACGUGCCGCCUUCACCCAAGAAGUCCAACUGGAUCGCCGAGCGCGUGAAGAAGCUCAUCAAACCUCGGGGAGGAGCGCGGGGGGGACGCCUCGUCAUGGCCGCCUGCAGCGUGGAGAACCUGGCCGGCGGCCACCACUUCACCUGCGACACACCUGAGCCAGAUCCCUGCAGUGCUCCGGGUUCCCCGUGUCCCCUGAGAAAAGCUCCGGCGCACUCGGAACCAGACAUCUCUCUUCCCGCCACUGCGGCCCCACGCUCCGGCGCCAGGGGCCGGCGCAAGUUGGGGUCCCGCCACGGUUGGGGCUUGACCAGAGGAGGCGGGGUUUCUCAGUCCUUCAGCCCCGGCGACCACAAGACCCCGCCUCUCCGCCGCCCGCUCUCCGGACACAGCGGCCCCUCCUCGGCCCCCCGGGUCCUUUGGGAGGGGGCGGGGGGGCCAACCAGCGCCCCCCAGGUGGCGGAGGUCACGGUGGACAGCCCUGAGGAGGAAACAUGAUGACUUUCUAGCGGGGGACUCACUCAGGAUGCUUGCUCACUAGGAAAUAUUUAUGGGACCUUUUGGAGGAAAAUAUUUACAAUAAUGAUUUAUUUUGUAAUUAGUUUCUCUCCACUCGUAUAUAUAAAUGUCCUGCACAUGUACUAGACAGUCAAUGGUAUAUAUAAAUGGUAUAUAUAAAUCAGAG
This is a messenger RNA of Entelurus aequoreus (snake pipefish), 4889 nucleotides long. RefSeq names its product coiled-coil domain containing 88B (gene ccdc88b). Lineage: Eukaryota; Metazoa; Chordata; Actinopteri; Syngnathiformes; Syngnathidae. The transcript is spliced from 28 exons. Bases 185 to 4702 code for a protein of 1505 amino acids. Gene Ontology annotation, biological process: cytoskeleton-dependent intracellular transport; cytoplasmic microtubule organization. Gene Ontology annotation, cellular component: centrosome; cytoplasm. Gene Ontology annotation, molecular function: dynein light intermediate chain binding; microtubule binding. The record is from RefSeq and is a predicted model, not a curated record.